CCUAGAUAAAUAGGGCCCCUCUGAAAAGCAUUUGAAAUACAAUUUUUCCCUGCGACUGGUGCGUUCUCCAAUAUUAAUUAAAAAAAAAAACUUCCAAGACGUCUUCUCUCUUUUCAAUAAUUCGCCUGUUGAGAGCCCUCGCUAAAAGUAGUACAGUUAGUAUAAUGUCGGGACAGCGGCUGAAUCACCACUACAAUAACCACGAAAAGCUCCUCGCAGCGAAGGUGCUCUGGAUUGGCUGUUGGUGGAAAGACGAGUGCGCGAACGACUGACGGGAUUGGCCGUGGGGCGAGGCAUCGGUGAUCGGAGUGAGAUAGUAUUAGAGUGUACAUGAGUCUUACGUAGGGUGUGAUAAGCGCGGAAUGACGAGGGAAAGCCCCACCUACGCGAUAACGCGAGGAUUUGCUUCACCAGUGAAGUAGAUAGAGAAAGGAAUAGUCAGCCAAGAGGCUUUAUUACUACAUCGCAUGAACGAGUCAAGCCAGGAACAACCGCGAAACUCGUUAGCUGUGACAUCCGGCUUGGCUUCUUGUGCCUCCCGUCGCGGGUAUCGCGAAGGAGCGAGAGGGACGGAGGGAGUUGUAGCUUUUUUUUUUAGGGAAAGACGUGGUGGUGGAACUCGAGUGGCGCACUAAUUCGAAAAAUAAGUCCCCACGCACUUGACUGAAGCACACUCCGUCGAAAGGGUGCGAGCGGACAUCAGUAGCCCUUUACUGGUGACUGUUUCGGUGGUUUAAAGUGAAAAAACGUGAUUGCAAGUGCUGUUGUGUCUGGGAAAUUCGAAUGGAUUUUCAAGUCUGUGAUUCAGGGACGACCGUAAUUGGUUGACGGAGACGGACUUGUUUUUUUUUUGUUUUUUUUCUUUCCUUCAAACUAUUUGGAUUGAUUGGAAUCGGGGUGGGAAUGGCGACGGUAACCAAGAGGAGUCCCCCGAGUUCACCAAAGCCGUCAUUAGUCGGACAACCAACACCUUUCAGCAUCGAGGACAUCCUCAGUCGUUCGAAAACACAGGGGGAAUCGACUGACAUCCGUCGCUCGAUGCCCGAAGAAUUUCCGGAUAACUCACUUCAUGGACACAAUUCGGAUUUUCCAGUGUACGACAGGAGUCCUUGCAGCUCGAUGGACAAUGAGCUGAGAUUAUCUAGUCGUGCGGUAAACAGGAAGGCACCGGGAUCGCCUGAUUGUCAAGCGAGUGUUGUACGGGAGUUGGAUUUUUUACGGAGAAAUCUCGCACAGGCGAAUCUGUCCAAUUUUGGGAAUCUUCCACGGGGUAGUUUUGAUAAUUUCGAGCGACUGGGGAUUACGUACAGGAAGAAGGAAGCUACGAAUCGGCAGCAGGAUGAGGCGCUGGAUAUGAGCAAGAGUAAAUAUCUAGAUGAUAUUGAGGACGAGCUUUACGACUCUCAAAGCCACGGUCAGUCCCUUCAGAAUCGAAAGAAGAGAAGUAGAGCUGCUUUUUCUCAUGCACAGGUCUACGAAUUGGAGAGACGAUUCGCAGCGCAAAAGUAUCUCUCUGGACCAGAAAGGGCUGACCUCGCGAGGGGGCUCAAGUUGACGGAGACACAAGUGAAAAUUUGGUUUCAGAAUCGAAGGUACAAAACUAAAAGACGUCAACAGCAAGAAUUAGGCGCCCUGGUGAACUCAAACACUGCGAGGAGGGUAGCUGUGAGGGUAUUAGUUCACCCUGAUGACCACCUGCGAGGAUUGCCACCCCUUCGUGGCUCAAAUCUCCAACUUCCGGGGCAAAUAAACUGUCCACCUCAACUUCAUCCAUCCAAUAAAGCUUUAAAUACAUUUCCUUACUAUUGCCUUCCUUAUCACCCUCUCCUCUGUCCACCCCUGCAUUCACCUCACAUACAAGUCCCGGGAAUUCCAGAGUUGGAGCAGAUUCCCCGCGAAACACAAAUAACAAAAGUCAAUCAUGAAAAAUAACUAGUUCCCCCGGAAAAUUUUCGUAAUUAAUUGGGAUUCGUUGACACAAAUGAAUGUAAUGAGGGAGCAAAUUGUCUCGAUAUUUCAACUACGCGAUUUAGGUAAUUAUGUCGAUAAUUGUAGCCAAAUUUCUCGUCAAAACGCACCAAAAAUGAAUGUCUGAAUUUCAAUCAUUAAUGAAAAUGUUUAUUCCCAUAAAAUUCAGGGAUUCGUCUUUGCUGUGAAAUUAUUAAAAAUUUCUUAGAAUAUAUUUAUUACAAAUAUUAAUAUGAUGUUGCUUAGGUACACAUGUGUAUAUUAGAGAUGU
Messenger RNA from Diachasmimorpha longicaudata, 2239 nucleotides. Its product is annotated as homeobox protein bagpipe-like. The coding region runs from base 904 to 1932 and encodes 342 amino acids. Gene Ontology annotation, biological process: cell differentiation; regulation of transcription by RNA polymerase II. The record is from RefSeq and is a predicted model, not a curated record. Gene Ontology annotation, cellular component: nucleus. Lineage: Eukaryota; Metazoa; Arthropoda; Insecta; Hymenoptera; Braconidae. The transcript is spliced from 3 exons. Gene Ontology annotation, molecular function: DNA-binding transcription factor activity, RNA polymerase II-specific; RNA polymerase II cis-regulatory region sequence-specific DNA binding.